Molecule: messenger RNA, 1658 nt
Organism: Lingula anatina
Lineage: Eukaryota; Metazoa; Brachiopoda; Lingulata; Lingulida; Lingulidae
Product: nucleoside diphosphate kinase 7-like
Biological process (GO): CTP biosynthetic process; UTP biosynthetic process; GTP biosynthetic process
Cellular component (GO): centrosome; axonemal microtubule
Molecular function (GO): ATP binding; nucleoside diphosphate kinase activity
Source: RefSeq, a predicted model, not a curated record
UGCCAACAACAACUCUGUCUUAGCGGUUUCUGAAUUCACAGCAAUUCCAAGUUCUCUACUAAUUAUCGACAUUUGAAUUGGGAUCAAAAGACUACAUAAACGAUGUCUACUCAAGAUGAAAGGUAUGCAUUUAUCGCAGAGUGGUAUGAUCCCAAUGCUGCUCUUAUCAGGAGGUACCAGUUUCUGUAUUAUCCAAAGGACAAUACAAUUGAAAUGUAUUAUGUCUACUUGCCUCUUUCCUUAUUUGGCCUUGUUUAUAAACUGCUGAAGAUAAUAACAUUAGGCAUGAUCAAACCAGACUCCAUGAAGAAGAUGGGAGAAAUUCUAGACCUGAUUUUCAAGAAUGGCUUUCUCAUCACAAAGAUGAAGAAAGUUUCACUCUCCAGAAAUGAGGCAUUGGAAUUCUAUCAGGAACACCAAAGUAAAAUGUUUUUCAACACCCUGAUCCAGUACAUCACCAGUGGGCCUGUGAUGGCCUUUGAACUGAUGGGAGAGAACGCUGUGGAGAAGUGGAGGAACCUUUUGGGACCCACUGACUCUGCCGAGGCUAGGAGUGAGGCACCCUACAGUAUCAGGGCUAGGUUCGGCACAGACAAGACACAGAAUGCAUGUCACGGGUCAGACUCUGCGGCGUCUGCAGCCAGGGAGCUCGAGUUCUUCUUCCCAGCUGGCAGCGCAGGCAGGAGGAACACCGCCGUGUUCUCGGACUGCACGUGUGGAGUGAUCAAGCCACAUGCUGUGCUCUCAGGAGUAGCUGGCCAGAUCAUCAACAAGAUUCUUGACACAGGGUUUGAAAUCUCUGCCAUAGCAAUGUUCCACAUGGAGAGAGCCAAUGCUGAAGAGUUCUAUGAAGUUUAUAAAGGUGUUGUACAAGAGUACAGCAGUAUGGUGGAUGAGCUGACAUCAGGGCCAUGUAUAGCUUUAGAGAUCAGAGCCCAGAAUGCUCACCACCAGUUCAGAGAGAUGUGUGGACCAGCAGAUCCAGAGAUAGCACGUCACUUACGUCCGCGCACCCUGAGAGCCAUGUAUGGCCGUGACAAAGUCCAGAACGCCAUCCACUGCACGGAUCUCCCCGAGGAUGCACUACUAGAGGUGGAAUAUUUUUUCAAGAUCCUUGACCGUUGAUGAUGAAACUCAUUUUGUAAUAAACAAAGACUUACACAAAAGUGUGCUGAAAGACUGGACAUCUCUUUCCAACUAUUAACUCUGAAUAUAGACACUGAAUUAUUCCAUAGGCUUCAUUUAUAAUGAAGGAUGCUAUUACAGUUGCUGUACAUCUCUGAUGGUGAAGUCACCAAAAUGUACAGGUGGACAGACAAUUACCUCCAAAAUUUACUUCUGGUCCUGUUGUGAGAGCCAUCAACUUAUUUAAAUGGGAUUUAUUUAUUUAUUUAUUUAUUUAUUUAUUUUCGAACAGAAUUUAUUACUUGGUUCAUAUUUUUAUAAUGGAUUUAAUUGAAGUAUCUAGACUCUUAAAAGCAAGAAUGAAUAAUACACUUGAGUCAAAUGGGUCUUCAUUACUUCAUAUAAUAAUUUGUAACAUUAUGUAUAUAGCACUGUUUACUGUAACAGUUAAAGUGGUUUUUAGGUGAACUCUGUCAUUUAAAAACCAUUUCUGUAUAUUGUAUGUCAUUAAAAUUUUGUUUGUUUAAUCUUUA